Messenger RNA from Stegostoma tigrinum, 5653 nucleotides. RefSeq names its product radial spoke head component 1 (gene rsph1). Gene Ontology annotation, cellular component: motile cilium; nucleus. NCBI's taxonomy places the organism in Eukaryota, Metazoa, Chordata, Chondrichthyes, Orectolobiformes, Stegostomatidae. The transcript has 8 exons. Gene Ontology annotation, biological process: axoneme assembly; spermatid development. The record is from RefSeq and is a predicted model, not a curated record. Bases 4275 to 5387 code for a protein of 370 amino acids.
UUGUCAUGGUUUCGGUACACAGAGCAACGGUCCGAGUGUGAGGGUCACAGAGGGAGAGGGAGAGGGGACAGUGUGAGGGUCACAGAGAGAGAGAGGACAGUGUGAGGGUCACAGAGAGAGAGAGGACAGUGUGAGGGUCACAGAGAGAGAGAGAGAGAGAGGACAGUGUGAGGGUCACAGAGAGAUAGAGGACAGAGAGAGGGAGGACAGUGUGAGGGUCACAGAGAGAGAGAGGACAGUGUGAGGGUCACAGAGAGUGAGGGGGAGAGGACAGUGUGAGGGUCACAGAGAGAGAGAGGACAGUGUGAGGGUCACAGAGAGAGAGAGGACAGUGUGAGGGUCACAGAGAGUGAGGGGGAGAGGACAGUGUGAGGGUCACAGAGAGAGGGAGAGGGAACAGUGUGAGGGUCACAGAGAGAGAGAGGACAGUGUGAGGGUCACAGAGAGUGAGGGGGAGAGGACAGUGUGAGGGUCACAGAGAGGGAGAGAGGACAGUGUGAGGGUCACAGAGAGAGGAAGAGAGGGAGGACAGUGUGAGGGUCACAGAGAGAGAGGGAGGACAGUGUGAGGAUCACAGAGAGAGAGAGAGAGGGAGGACGGUGUGAGGGUCACAGAGAGAGAGUGAGAGAGGGAGGACAGUGUGAGGGUCACAGAGAGAGAGAGGACAGUGUGAGGGUCACAGAGAGAGAGAGGGAGGACAGUGUGAGGGUCACAGUGAGAGAGGGAGAGAGAGGGAACAGUGUGAGGGUCACAGAGAGAGAGAGAGGACAGUGUGAGGGUCACAGAGAGAGAGGGAGAGGGGACAGUGUGAGGGUCACAGAGAGAGAGAGAGAGAGAGGGUCACAGUGAGAGAGGGAGGACAGUGUGAGGGUCACAGAGAGAGAGAGGACAGUGUGAGGGUCACAGUGAGAGAGGGAGGACAGUGUGAGGGUCACAGAGAGAGAGAGGAGAGUGUGAGGGUCACAGAGAGAGAGAGAGGACAGUGUGAGGGUCACAGUGAGAGAGGGAGGACAGUGUGAGGGUCACAGAGAGAGAGAGAGGGAGGACAGUGUGAGGGUCACAGAGAGAGAGAGGACAGUGUGUGGGUCACAGAGAGAGAGAGAGAGAGAGGACAGUGUGAGGGUCACAGAGAGAUAGAGGACAGUGUGAGGGUCACAGAGAGAGGGAGGACAGUGUGAGGGUCACAGAGAGAGAGAGGACAGUGUGAGGGUCACAGAGAGAGAGAGAGAGAGAGGGGACAGUGUGAGGGUCACAGAGAGAGAGAGAGAGAGGGAGAGGACAGUGUGAGGGUCACAGAGAGAGGGAGGACAGUGUGAGGGUCACAGAGAGAGAGAGAGACAGAGGACAGUGUGAGGGUCACAGAGAGAGAGAGAGGACAGUGUGAGGGUCACAGUGAGAGAGGGAGGACAGUGUGAGGGUCAGAGAGAGAGGGAGAGGACAGUGUGAGGGUCACAGAGAGAGAGAGAGGACAGUGUGAGGGUCACAGAGAGAGAGAGAGAGGACAGUGUGCGGGUCACAGAGAGAGAGAGAGGGAGAGGACAGUGUGAGGGUCACAGAGAGAGUGUGAGAGCGAGAGGACGGUGUGAGGGUCAUAGAGAGAGUGUGAGAGAGGGAGGACAGUGUGAGGGUCACAGAGAGAGGGAGGACAGAGUGAGGGUCACAGAGAGAGAGGGGACAGUGUGAGGGUCACAGAGAGAGAUAGAGAGAGAGGGAGGACAGUGUGAGGGUCACAGAGAGAGAGAGAGGGAGGACAGUGUGAGGGUCACAGAGAGAGAGAGAGAGGGAGGACAGUGUGAGGGUCACAGAGAGAGAGAGGACAGUGUGAGGGUCACAGAGAGAGGGAGAGAACAGUGUGAGGGUCACAGAGAGAGAGAGAGGGAGGACAGUGUGAGGGUCACAGAGAGAGAGAGGACAGUGUGAGGGUCACAGAGAGUGAGGGGGAGAGGACAGUGUGAGGGUCACAGAGAGAGAGAGGACAGUGUGAGGGUCACAGAGAGUGAGGGGGAGAGGACAGUGUGAGGGUCACAGAGUGGGAGAGAGGACAGUGUGAGGGUCACAGAGAGAGGAAGAGAGGGAGGACAGUGUGAGGGUCACAGAGAGAGAGGGAGGACAGUGUGAGGGUCACAGAGAGAGAGAGAGGGAGGACGGUGUGAGGGUCACAGAGAGAGAGUGAGAGAGGGAGGACAGUGUGAGGGUCACAGAGAGAGAGAGAGAGGACAGUGUGAGGGUCACAGAGAGAGAGAGGACAGUGUGAGGGUCACAGAGAGAGAGAGAGGGAGAGGACAGUGUGAGGGUCACAGAGAGAGUGUGAGAGCGAGAGGACGGUGUGAGGGUCAUAGAGAGAGUGUGAGAGAGGGAGGACAGUGUGAGGGUCACAGAGAGAGGGAGGACAGUGUGAGGGUCACAGAGAGAGAGGGGACAGUGUGAGGGUCACAGAGAGAGAUAGAGAGAGAGGGAGGACAGUGUGAGGGUCACACAGAGAGAGAGAGGGAGGACAGUGUGAGGGUCACAGAGAGAGAGAGGACAGUGUGAGGGUCACAGAGAGAGAGAGGACAGUGUGAGGGUCACAGAGAGAGGGAGAGAACAGUGUGAGGGUCACAGAGAGAGAGAGAGGGAGGACAGUGUGAGGGUCACAGAGAGAGAGAGGACAGUGUGAGGGUCACAGAGAGUGAGGGGGAGAGGACAGUGUGAGGGUCACAGAGAGAGAGAGGACAGUGUGAGGGUCACAGAGAGUGAGGGGGAGUGGACAGUGUGAGGGUCACAGAGUGGGAGAGAGGACAGUGUGAGGGUCACAGAGAGAGGAAGAGAGGGAGGACAGUGUGAGGGUCACAGAGAGAGAGGGAGGACAGUGUGAGGGUCACAGAGAGAGAGAGAGGGAGGACGGUGUGAGGGUCACAGAGAGAGAGUGAGAGAGGGAGGACAGUGUGAGGGUCACAGAGAGAGAGAGGACAGUGUGAGGGUCACAGAGAGAGAGAGAGAGGACAGUGUGAGGGUCACAGAGAGAGAGAGAGACGGGGAGAGGACAGUGUGAGGGUCACAGAGAGAGAGAGAGAGGACAGUGUGAGGGUCACAGAGAGAGAGAGAGAGGACAGUGUGAGGGUCACAGAGAGAGAGAGAGGACAGUGUGAGGGUCACAGAGAGAGAGUGAGAGAGGGAGGACAGUGUGAGGGUCACAGAGAGAGAGUGAGAGAGGGAGGACAGUGUGAGGGUCACAGAGAGUGAGAGAGGACAGUGUGAGGGUCACGAAGAGAGGGAGGACAGUGUGAGGGUCACAGAGAGAGAGAGGGAGGACGGUGUGAGGGUCACAGAGAGAGAGUGAGAGAGGGAGGACAGUGUGAGGGUCACAGAGAGAGAGAGGACAGUGUGAGGGUCACAGAGAGAGAGGGGACAGUGUGAGGGUCACAGAGAGAGAGAGAGAGAGAGGGGACAGUGUGAGGGUCACAGAGAGAUAGAGGACAGUGUGAGGGUCACAGAGACAGAGAGAGAGAGAACAGUGUGAGGGUCACAGAGAGAGAGUGAGAGAGAGGACAGUGUGAGGGUCACAGAGAGAGAGUGAGAGAGAGGACAGUGUGAGGGUCACAGAGAGAGAGUGAGAUAGAGGACAGUGUGAGGGUCACAGAGAAAGAGAUACUAGACAGUGUGAGGGAAUCAGGGAGGAAGAGAGUGACUGACAGGGCGAUAAGAGGACCAGCGAAGGAAAGAGAGAGCGGUAGCAUUGAGGAAAGACGGACUGGAAAGGAGGUUGGUGGGAGAGUGAGACAGGAUAAAGGGUGAGACGGUGAUAGACAGGAGAGAGGUGUAUGAGAGGGUGAGGAAGGAGAGCAGAGGGAGAGAGGAGACAGGGACAGGAGGAAGAGGUGAGAGGGUGAGGACGGAGUGAAGGAGAGCAGAGGGAGAGAGGACACAGGGACAGGAGGUAGAGGUGAGUGAGAAGGUAAGGAAGGAGCGAAAGUAAGCAGAAAGCGAGGACACAGAGAUAGGAGAAAGAGCUGUGAGAGUGAGGCAGCAAAGGAGAGCAGAGAGAGAGGACACAGACUGGAGAGAGAGGUUGUGAGAGGGUGAGGAAGGAGCAGAGGGAGAGAGGUCAUCGGGAUAGGAGAAAGAGAGGAGAGAGUGAACAAGAGUAGAGGGAGUGAGGACGCUGGGAUAGGAGAAAGAAGGGUGUAAGAGGGCAAGGAGGGAACAAAGGAGAGCAAAAGUAGAGAGGGAGAUUUGAGCUGGAUUGAAGAGUGUCACUGGCCAAGGAGCUGUUUUGAGGACGUGCCACUAAGAGGAUGUCAGUGACAGAAUCUGACGAGUUUGAAGAGGAACAGGGCCCUUAUUUAGGGGAAUAUGAAGGUGAUCGGAAUGAGGAAAAUGAAAGACAUGGUCAAGGGAAAGCUGUACUGCCAAAUGGUGACACGUAUGAAGGUGCCUAUGAACAUGGCAAGCGCCAUGGAGUGGGAACAUACAGAUUUAAGAAUGGAGCACGUUAUGUAGGUGAAUAUGUACAGAACAAGAAACAUGGCCAGGGAAUCUUCUAUUAUCCAGAUGGCUCCAAAUAUGAAGGAAACUGGGCACAUGAUCAGCGACAUGGAGAAGGAACUUAUCAUUAUCCAAAUGGUGAUACAUAUACUGGAGAAUGGCUUGCUCAUCAGAGGCAUGGUCUGGGCACCUAUGUGUACACGCAGACGGGCUCCAAAUAUGUGGGAAACUGGGUGCAUGGAAAGCAGGUCGAAGCUGGAGAGCUCAUUCACCUGAAUCACCGAUACCAGGGCAACUUUCUCAAUAACAAUCCUACAGGUCGAGGGAAAUACAUCUUUGAUUUUGGCUGUGAGCAGCAUGGAGAAUACCUUCAGCUAGAACAGGACAAAACUGAAGAAGAGAUCGCAGAGGAGGAAUCCGUCACCGUAACUGUCUUAAAGUGGAAGGCUGAGAAACUGUCAGGGUUGACAUUGUACUCUCCAACAUUUAAGACCGAAGUAAAGGCCGAUGAAUUGGAGGCUGAAGAACUGGCUGCUGAUAAUACAGAGGCUGCUGACAUAGCUGAGAAAGACGUUCCUGAGGCAGAUGCUGCUGAUGCUGAUGCCCCUGUGGCUGAUGCCCCAGAGGUAGAUGCCCCAGGCGUAGAUGCACCAGAGGCAGAUGCCCCAGAGGCAGAUGCUACAGAGGCAGAUGCCCCAGAGGUAGAUGCCCCCGAGGUAGAUGCCCCCAAGGUAGAUGCCCCCGAGGUAGAUGCCCCAGAGGCAACUGUCCCAGAGGAAGACGCUCCAUUGGCAGAUGUAGCAGAGGCAGAAAUUUCUGAAACAAAUGCCCCUGUGACAGAAGCUUUUGGUCCCGAUUCCCUUGGUUUAGCGGAAGGUAAUGAGGGUGGAUCUGAUGCUGCCUCUGAGCUGGCUGCAGACUGAGGGUGUGGUGUGAGGCUAGAAUGCCUGAUUAGUAGCUGGAUGGAGAGCACCACCAAUUACAGAAAAACACUUGGUUGCAAGCUGAAAAAACUGAAUGAUUCAUGUUGGCUUAAAAAUAUCCACAACGGAAAAACCAGAAGCCGUGUCUUGGUCUGCUGACUUUAAAGUGUUUUUAUCAAGGAGAGCAAGUUUCCUCCUUGGAAUGUGGACUGGACAGCAGUAUGAACCAUCACACCAUCAAAGGUUACAAUCUUAAAAAUAAAAUA